This is a messenger RNA of Caenorhabditis sp. 36 PRJEB53466, 5976 nucleotides long. Lineage: Eukaryota; Metazoa; Nematoda; Chromadorea; Rhabditida; Rhabditidae. The record is from the annotation of a GenBank genome assembly.
AUGCCAAUUUUCACUUCUUCUGGUGGUUCAAGUUCGAGGUUGGUUUUACUAGUUUAUUUUUUCUAUACAUAUUAGAAAUAUCAAAUUAAAGCCACAAUAUGACCUUUUUUCAGUGGUAACAAUGUCGUUCCAAUUUUGGACGCUGAAGAGGUUGGAAAGCGACUUGACCUGGAUCCAAAGACUGUGGAUUGGUUGAAAAAAGAGCCCGCAAACGACGAUGAUCCAAUUUUGGUCUUGAGCUACCAAAAUGCGUUUUUGAAUCAUGGGAAUUUCGACGUUAACAAGCAGACCGUGUCAACCGCCUUGGUAUGUUUUUUUAAAAUAUUUAUUUUGUUUUUGUUUUGGUCUAUAAAGAUUAAUCGUUUUUUGUUAACUUUGAUUUUUUCAGACUGAUUUGGGCGCUACCCUUAUCAGCGAAAAUGUAUUCAAGUUUGAUGAUUGGCCAACGAUGUAUGCUGCUAAGGACAAUAUGUGGAUCAAUAUGCCAUGGUGUUUCUAUCAUCCACAUCUUGGCACGGCUCAAAAACUCAACAUUAGUCAGCAGCCGACGAUUACAACCACAGCGAUUACUUGGUUUUCGGAGACGAAAGGCAAAUUGACUAUCCAGCCAUAUGAAUUCUUUAAAUUGUAAACUUUUUGUGUCUUAAAAGUGAUAAUUGGAAUAAAAUUAUUAUUUAUUCAUUUAUUUGACUAAUUCACCGUUCUUCAAGAUUUAAAUUUUAUUAGACUUGGUAAGUUUUUAUCGAAUCUUAGAUUCUCAGGCACUCCUGAAGGAGCUUGCGACGCAGAACCUCCGGAUUUGUCUAGCUUCGCCAUUUAUUGAACAUUAUUUUUAUAAGUACACGAGUAAGCAAAAAGCCACUUUUUACCUUGGCCUCAGAAAAGAGGAGAGAGUCGAUUUCGCGCCGAACUCUUUUUCAUUGCACACACCGACAAAAGUUCCCGAAAAGCAGCAGCGGAUCAUCAUUCAAGAGCCGUGAUGCACGAGUCGGACUACUGGAGCAGCAAAAAAUGAUGGUUUUCGAGGGGGGUAAGGUUGAGGAAGAUUGAGAAUGAAUGGUUCAGGGGGACUGGGCGAAAACCCUCUGAAAACACUGUAGAAGUUGUCAGGCUUCAUGUAGAAAACUUGAAACUUUUGGAGUUGCCUGUAGAAAGCUUCAUUUUGGAGACCUUCAAAACUGUGAAAAAGUUGAAACCCUUCCAUGGCCAAAACACACCUGUGCUCUUCCGUUUCAUUCUUUGUAUUCGGUUCUGUUUUCUGCUCUAAAUCGCCUCCCCCUCUAAACCUUCCGAACGUCCCACGCAUCCUUUGUGUCGCUCCUGCAAAGUUGCCCCCGAUUGUUUCUAUUUGUACACGUCGGAAAUCGGUGUAGUCCCUUCAAUCCGGCAGGUGUUUACACUUCAUGCAAGAAGUACCGAACUCAAUACAAACAGACGUACCGACACCACAACACGGGCGGCUCACAAUCUCUGGAAACAUUUUGAUCUCGUUCGCGUCGUUCGAGUCGGAAUACGAAUUGAAUAUAGUUCAAGGAUGACGUUCGAUUGUUGCUCUCAGUUCAACAACUGUUUUUGUUUUCUUUUUGGUUUCGCUGCGACGAUGAAUCCGUGUCAAUUGAAGUGUGUGUGUGGGUGUUUGCGAUGAGCCCGACACAAAUAGAAUGGAAUUUUUCGAUACUCUUCUGUUUUGCUUUUUUUGGAAUGUGAAUGGGCAGAACGGCGGGUCUGAAGUGUGAAAAUGGAAUCGAGAAGUAACGAAGAGAGGGACUUUGAGUGAACAUUGUGGAGCCGCCAGGUUGACCAAAUGGAACACCGUCCAACUACAGUAAUCCUCAAACUUUUCUUCAGAAAUCACGACAUCGUAAAGUUCGCUUUCAAUUAUUUUCCAGCUCACUGCUCCACAUUCCCAGGUGUCUUUGGACUUUCAAAUCGGAAAUACGCCUGAAUUCGUGUAUUUUUACGUGAAGUUCUACAGAACUUUUCCACUUUGUUUUCAUUAUUUUGAAGCAGAGGCCUUGAGACCAAAAAAACGUGACCCCUGAUGCUUUGUGAAUUGUGUUCCUGUCUUGGUUUACGCUCUCUAAGCCCUAACUAGGGAAUGGCCUGCACUUACCUUGGGCUUUUGGAAUGGGACCUAUAUGAUUCGAAAGAGAAUUUCACGGAGAAACCGAAUCUGCUCUCCAUUUUUGCUAUACAGGUAAACCGCGAUUGGUCAAUUAUACGUGGGGAUCAAUGGUUGACAAAUGAUGCAUCAAUCCGCGAGCCGGACACUCGCGGAUUGAUAAAUUGUACACGGUCGCUCGCUGGUUCAUCAAUUGUUAGUGAUAUGGCUCGCGAUUGACCUAUGAUUGACCAAUACUUACAGAUAAUUGGCUCGCGAUUGAUUAGUCGAGUACACUCGAUAGAUCAAUCGCGGAUUACCUGUGACCCGGCUGCUGGCGAAGCACUGCAACUGAGUGACAACAAAAUUCGCUUGACAACAAAAUUCGCUCGAGUGACAACAAACGUCGCUCGGGCGCCCACACCCUUUGCACCAAACUGCAGAUUACAUGUUAAAAAAUGAAUUUUGCACUGGAAUUUCAGAUGCGAUUUUCUCGCCCGCCAGAGCUCUUUUGCAAAAAUGGAGAGCAGAUUCGGAUUCUCCGUGAAAUUCUCUUUCGAAUCGUAUAGGUCCCAUUCCAAAAGCCCAAGGUAAGUGCAGGCCAUUCCCUAGUAAGCCACGUGGGCACUCUUCUGCCAGAAAGCAGUAACUUUUGCCUAUUCUGAGACCCUCCAGAAGUUGGAGCUAUGAAUCAUUUGUUCUGUUUGCUCAAUUGGCGGUCUUCUUAAGGCUCUUGGGCUCUUCCUUGAUGGGCUAAAAGCCUGUCAACGCUCAUUAACGCCUACACAUCUUCCUAAGCUCCUGAGGCUGCUUCUUUUUCUUCUUUUUCUGCUUUUUCGGAUGCUUUGCCUAUCCAUUUUCUGAAUUCUCAAGCUCUAGAACCGACCAGCAGGACGCUUUCUUCCUCUGCCUUUCCCGAAUAUUAUAUCAAGUGGCUGCCGGAUGGCGAUGGAGCAGCUCCGACGACGAAAAGCUCAUAACUUUGGCUCCGCCUACUUUCUUUGGUGGGGAGGGGGGUCCUUAGCCUUAAACGGAAGGCCAUUCCAUUCAAUUCUCCAGACGACAAAAACCCGUCGCACACACACUUUUUUGUUUUAUGGUCUUGUUUUGCACGGACGUUCGUGGACGCUCUCGGAUGACCCCUACCCGUAGAUUUCAUGUCGAGUUCUGCAGUUUUUUUCCUAGUUUUGGGAGAGAUUUUGGUAAAAAGAGAAAGAAGAUUCUGCAGUUUUCUCUCGACUUUACAAGCAUAUAUAUCUGACGAAAUAUGCGUCUGUUUUCUCUAAACAAAUGCAAGCGUUCUGCUAAAUAUGGCUUCCUCUAUUCCUCCUGACUCCCACCAAUUUCCUCUUCCGUCCUAUAAUGACCCAGGUGUCUGUCUGUCCCUGGGCUCCAAAACUCGUGACCGCUGAAAGCUCAGAGCAUUUGAGCACGAAGAUUGACUCUCGUUUUCUUUUUCUUACACCUUCCAAGAUAAACAUGCUCUCGCGAGAGGCAAUUACCUCCGGCUUCUUCUCGAGAGUGAAAAGGAACACGGCACAGUCGAUUUAGACGCCUUUUUUGCACUGCACACUCUCUUGGGAACUCGCUAAUAUUUCUUCUUUUUCCAGAACCAUUCUUCUCAAUGCCAUCAUGAAGAUUCACAGUUGUUCGAGUUGGUCAAGAUGGUUUCUGAGCGUUUUCCUUCAGUUAUCAGGUAAGAAUCAACUGUAGUCUUCUUAAUCUUGCCACGUGUCAUCUUACAGUAACCCUUUCGCCCACACGGUGCUCAUUCCCUGGUGGCAACUGCAUAGAACCCUGUAUCGCUGAGAUGCAGCAGGUAAGCUGGAUAAUCAACAAAUAUUGUGCUUUCACGCUUUUUGCCCUUUCACCCACUUUCACUGAGUUCACUCUGUCUUUUCUGUUCUUGACUCAAUCACAACUAUCAAACUCACGCCCUACUUUCCAAAAUGAGCUUUCCGUGAGCCCAUUCACUCGCACCAUGCCGUGUUCGUGUCGCAAUUCCAGUCACUCGAAGCAACUCCACUGCUGCAGAGCGAGCAAUUGGGCCAGUUGAGCUUGAGCUCACUUGUAUCCACGUCAUCCAACAAGGAGCUCACGGAACGGAGCUUUCACGAUAUCUGCCAGUGAGUUAAUUGAUAGUGCAACGCAGAAAAGUGCGUUCAAAAACGAACAUUUAUCGAAGUAUCAUCAACCACGGACGGAAGAGAGCUUCACAAAACAUCUCUAGUCCAAGUUUAAUGUCAGUCAGCUUAUUUCCCGAGAAGACUUAGCUCAACGAAGAGCUUUUCAGUACCAAAAUCACAUGAAGAGCACUUUUCCUUUUCCCAUUAUUAUUCUUCCGAAAAUUUGCCCAAAAAAGGGGAAAAGUUUGUUCAGACACCUCUGUGAAGUACUCUUGACACGCACCCACUCGGUUUCUUUCUUUCUUUUCAGAGCCUACACACGUGUCGACUUGUGUCUUCACUCAUGCGAGAAGGUGUCACAACACUCGGCGAGCAUACGAAAAACCUACGCGGGCAUACGAUUCAUUUGUGUCGAGCACAGAGACGGUGAGGAAUUAUUCAACGCGAGCGCGGGGGAGGCUAUUAGGCAAAAUCACAGUGUCACAAUAAUUAGUCGUGCCCAUCUCAUCUGUGUGUGGGUGUCACAAGUGCUUCCAGUUCUAGCCAGCUUCUGCCCCAGGGGAUCGUUCAUCGUUUUUCAUCUGGUCUCCGCAAAGUCCGUGACACUUUGAUUUACUAACCCCGCCGGGUCAUGUCAGGUUUUCGCCCCUUCUAUGCUCUUUUCUUCCUUGCUCUUUCUUUUAUCGGCGAAAUGUCAAGGCUAAUAAAUCGGGGCCGUGUUUCGGAGGCUCUCGUCAAUUUGGUAAAUGGGCUCCUAGCUCCUUGCUCCGAGAGCAAUCUUCUCUCGGAAAUUGUAGUACAAACACCUGUCGAGGGGAAGGGGAAAUAUUGUGGAUUCGCAUAAAAUCAGAACGAUUUCAGAAUUCUUCCGUUCGCUUCCCUGCCUCGCCGAGUGAGUCUCCCACGUCCUUUGGAUGCAUUCAAUGCCGCAAAGUUGGCUCAGAGGGCUCAAAAGAGAAAGGAGCCCUCGAGUUUUUCACACAAUCAUUAAAAGCUCAUAAUUUAUAAUCAUAUGGAACUUUUGACCUUCUUCUAUCUACCGAGAAGGAAAAUACUCAUUUCAUUGAACAUUUAGGGGUGUACAAUAUUUUUUUGUGCUCGUAUCUUAUUAGAGACCCCUCAUUUAAAAUUCCAAAUUUUACAAUUUGAAAAUUGCCCUUUUCGGUUCCAGUAAAUUUGAAGGAUAAUUUUCGGAAAUGGACAUGUUGACUACUAAAUAAUCGUUCAGACACGAGAAGAUCGCAUUGCAACAGUGCCGACCGCAAAUCAACGCGUCCCUGGCGGCCAGCAACCGCUUUUCGGUCACCGUGCUUCGAAAAGAGCAUCACAAUUUGAGAACACAUUUUGAGACUCUUUGCAAGUAAGUGCUUUAGAGUUUCUUCGCAAAUUCUGAAAUUUGUUAUUAGAAAGCUGGGCUCAAUGAUCGAGUGCGUGGAGCCGGUGACUCGAGCUGGUUGUGGCGAUCAGGCGGCCAAGAUGAUGCUUCGGUUCAUAACUGUCGGAUUUUCCAGGUCAGUACAGCGCCUUUUCACAUCCAAAAAUCUUUCACUUUUAGUUUCGAGCAACUCUACUCUCAACUUGGAAUUUCCGACCAGCUCCCGACCGCCUGUAAAUCGCUCCUUUCUCUUCAACGUCGAACUCAGUUAUCCCACGAACGCCGUCACUUUGUGCUCCCUCAGGCGUCUUCUGAGUACAGCGUUUUCAGCUCAAUCUCUCCUAAUUUCUCAAUAUUUCUACCGCUUCUCCUAG